Molecule: messenger RNA, 3575 nt
Organism: Paramecium pentaurelia
Lineage: Eukaryota; Ciliophora; Oligohymenophorea; Peniculida; Parameciidae
Source: the annotation of a GenBank genome assembly
UAUGUGGAUCAAAGAAAUCAUUAUAGAGGGCUUCAAGUCUUAUGCAUAAAGAACAGUAAUUACAAAUCUAGAUCCAGAAUUCAAUGCCAUAACUGGAUUGAAUGGAUCAGGUAAAUCUAAUAUUCUUGAUGCAAUUCUCUUCUGUCUGGGAUUGAGUAAAGAAUACGAUACAGUAUUAAUAUUCUAUAAGUUAUUAGCUUCGUAUUAAGAAAUUAUAAGAGUUGAUAUAUAAAAAUGGUGCAGCAGGAAUUACAAAAGCUGAAGUAACAAUUGUGUUUGAUAAUCGCAAUAAAGAAUAGAGUCCUUUAGGAUAUUAGGAUUGUGAUAAGUUAACAGUAACUAGAUAGAUUACAGCUGAUAAAUCUAAAUAUUUUAUUAAUGGCAAAUCUGAAACCUAAAAGAACUUCAAAAAUAUGUUUAGAUCAGUUCAAUUGAAUAUAGAUAAUCCUCAUUUUUUAGUAGCAUAAGGUAGAAUAACAAAGAUUAUUAAUCUUAAACCAUAAGAACUAAUUAGUAUGUUAGAAGAAACAGCAGGAACAUCAUUGUAUAAUGAGAAAAAAAGAGAAGCUUAAAAAUUAAUACAAAAGAAAGAAGAGAAAUUAAAAUAAGUAAAUGAAAUUAUAGAAGCUGAAAUUUAACCUUAGAUGUAAAAAUUAACUGAUGAAAAGAAUAUAUUUUAAUUAUGGAGAGCAUAAGAAGCAUAAAUCUUAGUUUUGAAAAAGGAUCUUUUUAGUUAUGAUUACUAUUAAAAGGCUAAGACUUUGAGAUUGAAGAAAAAUGAUUUACAAAUUGUUAAUGAAUAAAUUACUAAUCAAGAAGAGAAGAUGAGAUAUGAAAAUGCUGAAAUAUCUGCUAUCUAAGAAAAAAUACAAAGUUUGUAAGAAUAAAAUAGGAAUAAUAAAUAUGAGUAAAUUACAGAAAAAUACAAGGAAAAAUAAAAAUUAGUUAAUACAUUAGAAAAAUAAGUAUAAAAUACUAGAAGAUAAAAAGAAACUAUUGAAAGUGAAAAAAUUAAAUUAGAACAUGCAUUAAGAACAUAUUAAACUGAUAAAGAAAGAACAGAUUCGAAAAUAGAAAUAGCUGAUAGAUAAUUAAAAUAAGUAUCAGAUGAAUUGAAAGAAAAGAAAGAUUUAUUAGAUGAAUAAAUAGGAUAAUAAAAUUAAUCUGAAGAUGGUAAUAUAGCAUAAAAUGGUAAAUAGAUGAUUUAAAGGUAAAUUAAUGAUACCAUUUCUCAUAUAGAUUCCAAUAGAAAAGAUUUAGAAUAAGUAACUGAAAGAUUAUAGAGAAUAGAUAAUCAUAUGUUAAGUUCAAAGACUAUUUAUGAAUAAAUGUAAAAAGAAGCAACUAAUUUAGAUACUAAAAUUGAUCUAUUAAAGAAAAGAAUAGAAUAAAGUGAAACAGAAAUUCAAAAGUCAUCAACCUUAGAAUAAUAAUUAUUAGAUUUUAAAUCAAAUAGAGGAGAUUUAGAUUAAUAAUUAUUAGAAAUUAAGAAAUAAAUAUCAUAAUCAUAACCUUUUAUAUUUUAAUUGAAUUUAUCAAGGAUGAAAGAUUGGGAUUAAAAUAGAGUAUAUGGUAAAUUGUUUAGUUUGUUUGAAGUGAAGGAUGAAUAAUAUAUGAAAGCAUUGGAAUUUGGUGCAGGAGCAAAGUUGUAGAAUAUAGUUGUUGAUGAUUCUACUACAUCUACAUAUUUAUUAAAGAAUAAUGUAUUAUAAACUCAUUCCUAUAUUAUACCAAAUAAAGAAAUUCAAUAGAAUGAAGCCAAAAAAGAAUUUGUUUAAGCUGCAGCUUAAAUUGCAAAAGAAAAUGAUGGAUUUGCUAAACCAGCCAUAGAUUUAAUUACAUUUUCAGAUAAAGUUAUUAAUUCUAUGAAAUUUGUAUUUGGUAAUUUCAUUAUUGCUUCAUCUAUGGAUAUUGCAAGAAAGAUUGCUUAUCAUCCUUCAAAUGUUUAAAAAUGUAAAGUUGUUACUAGAGAUGGUGAUAUUGUUGAUCCAUCUGGUACUUUGACUGGUGGUUAUACUAAUGAGAAAGCAUAAUUAUUACCUAAAUUUAAAUUAUUCAAUAGAUGGAAUCAAGAAUAUAAAGAAAUUUAAGGAUAAAUUGAUAAAAUUGAGUUAUAAAUUGAGAAAAUUAAAAAAGAUAUUGAAUUUAAAGAAUAAUUAAAUAGAGAUAUUACACAAGAUAAAUAUUAAUUAGAAUAAUUGAUGAUUAAAUAAAGAAAGAGUAAUUAAUUCAAUUAUUAAACUGAAUAAAAUAAGUAUUUAAAUGAAAUACAAGAUUUAUAAAUUGAAUAAGAGAGAUUCAAAAAAUAAAUAAAAGAAGGUGAAGAUAAAUUAGUAGAAUUGAAAAAAGAGUUAUAAUUAAUACAGUAAGGUAAAAAUACCAAAGAAUUAAUAUAAGCAUAAAUUGAUAGAACAAAAAAAGAAAUUAAUAAAUUAAAGUAAUAAAUAGAUUAAUAAAAGAAGGAAUUAAUUGAAAAUCAAGUAGAAAGUUAAAAUUAUGAAUAAGAAAUUAAUAAAUGUAUUAAGAAAAUUAAAGAAGAAACUAAUAAUUUAGAUAAAACUACUAUUGCAUUAGACUAAUUAAUAAAUGAAUUAAAUUUAAAUAAAGAUUAGUUCUUAAAAAUAACAGAGGAAAAGAAUUUAUAUGAAAGCAAAAAUGCUAUUCAUAAUAAUUAAAUGACUAGAUUGUUAGAAUAAUUAUAAGAAAGAUAGAAAUAUUUGAAUUCUACAGUUGAAUAAUUAAAUGGACAUUAAAAUGAAUUGAAGAAAUUAGAAAGAGAAUAACAUGAUCUUAAAUAACAAUUAAAAUAAUUAGAAGAUCAAUAUGAUUUUAUUAGAUAAGAUAAAAAUGAAUUAUCUUAAGAUAGAUUAUCUGACAAAUUUAGAGUAUUAGAAACAUUAGAAUAUGAAAAAACUAAAUAAUAAUUUUAAAGAUUGGAACAUGAUUAAGGUAAAUUAGGAAAAUAAGUUAAUUUUAAAGUUGAAGCUAUGACUGAAUAAGUUGAAAAAGAAUUUUCAUCUUUAAAAGACAAAAAAUUAAUAUUAGAAAAUGAUAAAUCUAUGCUUAUAUAAAAUAUGGGAGAAUUAGAUGAUAAGAAAAUUAAGACUAUUGAAAAAUGUUUUUUAGAAGUUAAUAAGGAUUUUUCAUCUAUUUUUAGUUCUUUAUUACAUAAUGCUUAAGCUAAAUUAGGUAGAUUGGAUGGAUAAUCAAUAGAAGAUGGAAUAGAAAUGAAUGUAUCAUUUAGUCAUCAAUAGAAAAAUCUAUCAGAAUUAAGUGGUGGUUAAAGAUCUUUAUUGGCAUUAUCAUUUAUACUUGCUCUAUUAAAAUACAAACCUGCUCCAUUUUAUAUUUUAGAUGAAGUAGAUAGUGCAUUAGAUUUAUCACAUACAGAAAAUAUUGGUUAAAUGUUAUCAUAGAAUUUUAAGUAAUCUCAAUUUUUAUUGAUAUCAUUAAAAGAAGGAAUGUAUUAAAAUGCUAAUGUUUUGUAUAAAGUUCAAUUUGUAGAUGGUGUAAGUAAAAUAGAUAGACAUGAACUUAAAAAGAAGAAAUAAUAAUAAUAAUAAUAAUUAAAAUGA